Molecule: messenger RNA, 6684 nt
Organism: Mesorhabditis belari
Lineage: Eukaryota; Metazoa; Nematoda; Chromadorea; Rhabditida; Rhabditidae
Source: the annotation of a GenBank genome assembly
AUGAAAUACCCAUCAACAAACACCGGACAAUCAUUGAGAAACGAGUACUUCACACAGAAAAGACUCAGAGAGGCAGAACGUCGGAAUCUUUUGAUUCGAGAUUCUUCGGAAGAGUUUGUGAAAGAAAUUCCAAGACCAGAGCUUCUAGACCAGUAUCGAUCUCCAAAUCAAGGUACAAACAUCAAAUCAGUCCAAGAUGAUCCAAUUGACCACCCACCACAACAACUUUCAAUGGGUUAUCAAGAGUUUCGUCAAGAUCGACAAAGCGCGGAAAUGACAGGGACCUAUCAAGAGCAAUUAGGCGAUUCACUUGGAUACGAAGAAAUGGCACACGUCGAGUUGCACAUUGAGGGAGAUUCUCGGGGAAUCAAGAAAGAGCAAGUCGCUCACACUCAUAUUGCUUCAUCGCAAGGAAAUCAAAAACCGAAUGAACGAGUCCCAACAAGCCAUUCGCAUGAAACUCAACUCAUCGACAAGCAUGAAGAACAUCCACAUGAACAUAAACACAAAACGAUUCUAGGGAAAACGUCAUCAGCAAUCAACAGAGCUCUAGAAAAUCUUCAUAUCAAGAAAUCGAAGAAAGAGACAAGAAGUGGAUCCUCUGGAUCAGAGGGAAGUCGAAAGAAUACACAGGAGAUUCAUAUUGUUUCGCAAGCUAUUGCUGAUCCACAAGAUCCGGAUAAUAUCGAGAAUCGUUUGCUUAGAUCUGGUGUACCACAUGUGGAUAAAACUCGACUCAAUCAAUUGGAAAGAGCUCACGAAGUCAACGAGAUUCAUUUUGAUCAACAACCUUUAUCGGAAACGGAAAGUGAUGCAUCGACGGUGAUCUUGAAAGAAAAACCACAGGAAGAGAGUAUUUCGGCUACAGUUCAUGUACAUCGACAGGGUGAACACAUUCACACAAAAAUCUCCCAAUCUGUUGAAGAGAUUCACGGGGUUGAGCCACGGUUUGAGCCACCGAUUCCACCAAGGGCACCGCUUGGCUCACUCACUCCACCACCAAUUCCACCGAAAAGUUAUCGAGGCGAAGAUGAUGCUAUGUAUGUACAAUACAAUCAACCAUCACCGAUUCCACCAAGAAAAGUGCCGACAACACCGAUUUCCACUUAUAAUCCAUAUACUGUUCAAAGUGAAAUCGAUAAAGAAGUGAUAGAAGUGGGAAGUGUCGAUAGAGAAGUGAUGGAAGCGAAUCGAAAUAAGACUUUCUCUCCUGAGCCAGUUAUUGAUGAAGCUGGAUAUGCUGUUCCGGAAAGAGUUCUCUCACCACCACCUGAGUCAAAUAAAGAUAAGAAAUGGACAUGGAAAGGAACGAAUUUAUCAUCGAGAAGCCGAACUCCGACCGAUUAUGAAGUGGCUAAUUUGAUGGCUGAAACGGCUAGAAUUGAUUUGAUUCACGAGUAUCAAACGAGUCAAGAGAUUCCACAUAUGGUUGAGCCGAAUCACGUGAAGAGUCCCGUUGAAAUGGAAAGGGUUUUGAGUCCGGUGUUAAGCCGAGAGCAUGAGGGGUUAACAAAAUUGCGCUAUGAUGAUGAGCUUGAAGAACAGCUGAGAGCAUCAAUCCUUCACGCAACAAAAUCCCUCACUCAAACCGAGAAGAAACAGGAAACUAAGCCCCAUAAACAGCCGAUCGAAUACGCAUCAAUCAAUCGCUCACCGGCAACAGUUCAUCAGCAAUUUGAUGCAACUUUUUCUACAACAUCCAGCAUUUCUUCCACAGAUAUUGUUCAUGAGGUGAUGUCUCGAAGAAAUCUCCGUCUUGAUGGAGUAUCGAUUCGACCAAUCGACACGACAAUCACUCCACCAUCGACUCCAAUGACAAAUCUUUCAUCGGUGCCAACACACUCAAUCGGGGAUUAUUUGAGAAGCACGGAUAGUCAUCUAUCAACACAUCACGAGCACGAAUUUCACGAUUUAGUUGAUGGGGAAAAGAGUGAAUCGAAAAAGAGUUCUCCAAUCUACGAUGAGGUAGCUCGCGAUUCAUCAGUGAAUUCAUCGAUUCACACACCGACAACACCAACACCAAUUGCUGCCAAAAGAUCGCCAACCACCAUCCACAAAUCCAUUCCAUCGCCUCAAGCUUUUGCCCCGAAAUCGCCAAUCACCACCUCCAAUCCCAUUCGAUCAGCUCAAAUUUCUGGUCCAAAAUCGCCAAAUCGAUACGAGUUUGUCGAUGGAAAAAAAGAGGCUCAGUUCUUGAAAAGCAAUUUAUUGAAUGAGAUCAAAGAAAAGGCAAAGAAUCACGAGUAUGAUGAAGUUGCAAGAGAUGAGAAACCGAAAAAGAACGAGAAAAUCGGGAUUUCAAAUCAACAACAGCAAGGAUAUCAUCACGUUCUGAACACUGGCGCCUACACAUCGACGGUGGAGACAAGUUUUGGAGAUGAGAAUGUCUAUGAAGAGAUUGAUCAAUAUCAGAUUAACGCUGUGCAAAGAGCUCCUCCACCAAUCCCUCAAUCAGCCAUUCCACAACGAGUUCAAAUGGCUCGAGAGACAUUUGCGCAUAAACAAGAUUCGAGUGAAGAGCGAAGAUACGAGGGAAAUCGCUAUCACGAUGAAGCGGCUUUUGGUGAAAUUGGCGAAGAUGAGGCGCUUGAUUGGGAGCUUAUCUACACGACAAAUGCAAUUCGACAAAUGAGUCGAAAUAAUAAAUGGAGAGAGAGUAUUCUUAAUAAAGAUCGCAUACCAAAGCCACCAAAGAAGCAACAAAAGGAAAUACCCGAUGUUUUGCCGAAAAACUCGCCAUUUGUUGCGAAAACUGUCGAGCCUCCGCGAAGUAAGACGCCGACUUCAUGGACAAAAAACGAGGGUUUCACCUUUUCGGUUCCCGGGAUACAAAGGAUUGAUUCAGAGGAAACAGAUGAUCCAUCAUUGGAUUUGAAAGAGAGAUGGGGGAAAAUUCUGAACGAAGAAUCGAAAGGCGACGUUUGGAAAGAGGAAAGAGUCGAGAGAAAACAUGUGCCACCACAUGUUACAAAUAUCGGUGCAACAGGCUCACAAAUCCGCGUCCCAAGCGUUCCAUUGCCUGUUCAACAUUCUCAUCCACAACCUAUCAACCUUCAAAAACCGCAAAAUCUUCCCCAAUCUCAACGAUCUCCUUCAACUCCUGAUGCUCAUUAUUAUCAAGGAUUUGUCAAAGACAUUCGACAAAUCUACUCCCAACCAAAUCCAGUGAAAUGGGAAAGAAGUCAAUCAGUCGGAAACAUUUACGAAGUUCCAAGAGGGAAUCCUCGUCUAAAUCAAUCGAAACGAGAGACGCAACCGAUUGUGAUCGAGAAAUUGGAUCGACCAGUCUCUACUCCAAAUGUGACACGAACCGAAACUGUGACAACACCGACAUUCGUGAAACAAUCAACGAGCAGUCAUGUGGAUACACCGGCAAGAGAAACAUUCAGUGCAACGAGUCCAGCUCGGCUGAUGAGUCCGCGAAGAUUGGAGAGUCCUCGGCCAAGACCCGUUGAUUUGAGUUCACUCAGAGCUGAUCGCGAGUAUCGUUUCUACUCUCUCCGCACACCAAGCCCGUCAACUCCAAAAAGGACGCCAAGUCCAGUCUUUAGAGAAUACGCUCAAGUUCAAUCUCGUGUCGAAAGCACAUCAAAGGAUGAACCGAUUUAUGAUGAAGUUCAAGAAGUUCAAGAAGUUCAAGAAAUUCGACAACCAUCUCCAGUCAAACAAUUCUAUUCGCCAACUUGGCAGAGAAUUGAGCAAGAAAUCGCUCGAUCCAAUGCCCAAUAUAUUGAUGAAACGACUCAACAUUAUCAUGAACACCGUCAACACCAUGAAGUACACCGAAGUGAAGAAGCUCAUCAUCAUCAGGAUCAUCACCACCAUCAACAUGUUCACCAUCAACAUGUUCACCAUCAUCCAGAGACAAGAGUUGAAAAUGAACCGCAUGAUUCCCAUCACCAUCACCAUACCGAUUACAAACAUUUGAAUGGGCACUCGAAAAUGAGUGACGAAGAACGAUUCGUGAUCAUUGGAUUGGCUAGACCCAAACCGUUUGUGGAAGCGACUUAUGAGGCUGUUGAGCGGAAAGGGACCUCAAAUUUGGAGGUAAAGGAGAGUCCGAAUAACAAGCUCACACCAACUGAGGGAGGAAAAUGGCAAGUGGAAAGAUAUGAAGAUGAGGAUGUUGAAAAGAGAACAAUUCCUGUAUUUCAAGGACAUGUCAUGCAUGAUGGAAGAGAGAUGACAGUUUUCCCUUUGGCUUCCGCUCAUCACGUUGAUCAAGUUCAUUAUCAAUUAGGAGAAAAUCAAAGACCACCUGGAAUCCCCGAACAUAUCGAUCUAACAAAUGCUGAAGAAGUGGUUGUUGAAACGAAAACGAAAGUCGUCACAACGGUUAAGAGGAGAGCAUUGACAGGUGAACUCUUCGAGGAGAAUUAUUCAAGUGAAUCGAGUGGUUUCCCCCGAUCAGUCCACAUGGAUUCACCUGUGCAAAGACUUUAUGGAGCUCAAACCCUCGAGCAUCCACACCUCGAAUCGCCAUUGAGUCGACGAAGUCCUCGACGGGAAAUGAUCGGCGAUGGGGCGAGUCCAAUUUACGAUACCGUGCAUUCGACUCCCGAUCAUUCACACUCGCAAAAUCUCGGUGCCGAGGAUCGAGUGCCAGCUACACCAUUACAGGAACAUUUCGAGACACAAAGAUCACAGCCUGAGUAUCGCUCAAUCGGUACUAGUCCACCGGAAAAACUUUCCCCGGACGCUGAAGGGCAAUAUUUCGAUCGUAACGGUGAAUUGAGAAGAUCGUGGCCGGUGAAGACUUACGAGGGAAAUCAAUUACAACUCGGCACACAUAAAUACAAAUUGAAAAAAAUGCCUGAUUUAGAUUCAGGUAUCGGAAGUGGAGAGAGACCGAGUCCGGAAAGGAAUGGAGAGGAGACGCCCGCUUUGAGGGAUUGGGAUCCACGAGUCAUGCUUCAUGCACUUUAUGAGCUCUCCUAUCAACCUCGACAGGAAACGAAAAGAGAUCGUUUUGUGAAUAUGGAGGGCCACGUCGAAGUGCCAUCUGAUGAAACAGCGACUGUCGCUGAAUUAGAAAGGAAUUGGAAAGAACAAUAUAUGAAAACAAAAGAUGGACGAUUACAAGUAUUUGUGACUCAUUACGCGGGUGAGGCUCCAGUUCAAGAUGUGUCUCUUCACGGAAUCGAGAUUGAUGCGAAUAGAGAAGAUCGAACAUUGCUUGUCCAUGGAGGAAAGGAAAAGAUCAAGGUUUUGCUGAGGAUCAAAAAAUGCGACACAGCGGAGACGUUCGACAAAUGGAGACAAGCUCUUCUCUCACACGCUGCCGCUUCCCGUUUGGAUCAAUAUGUGGAACCGGUGCAAAGAGCCCUUCCACACAUCUCAAAGCGAAUUGUGAUUCUGGAGCUUGGUUCGACGUCGAUUCGAGCAGGGAUUCUUCAUCAGAAACCGAAAUUGCCACAAGUUUUCUUCCCGGCAAUUGGUUGUGUUCUAGAAAAUGGGCAGAUCAUUGUCGGAAAUGAAGCCUAUGAGCCACAGAAUCGACAACAAGGCGAGCUCGUGCGAGCGAUUCAAUGUGAUCCGUCAAUUGAGAGAUACACCGUCGACAAAGCCGUGACAAGAGCUUGUAUCGAGAGAGUGAUUCGAGAGCUUGCAAUCGAUCCAACGAGCAACCACGUCCUUCUCUCAUUACCUCAAAAUAUCCCCUCAUCGAUCAUUGGAGAACUUCUACAGACACUUCUCGGCGAACUUGGAUUCAGGGCAGCUGGAAUCACCCGUCAGCCAUCAUUAAUCCUUUAUUCGUAUGAUGUGACGACGGGAGUUGUUGUCGAUAUUGGUGAUCGAUUGAAUAUCGUGCCGGUUAUUGAUGGGUAUAUGGUCGAGUCGGCGGUUGUCUCGAUUCCGAUGGGCGCUCAGCAAAUCAGAGAUUCCCUCAGAACAUCACUUGCCUCACAUAAUAAGGGUCUCUUCUCUUUCCAAACGCCGUGUGAGCGCUUGAUUCUGCGAUACGUGAUGGAACAUUCAACUUAUGUUCCAUCUGACUAUGAUGCCGAGUCACGAACCGGUGGAGACAAAAAGAGUAUCUCGUUGACACAAUUCAGACCAACGCCCAGUAUGCCAACACAAUUUGAAAUUGAUGACUCUCGUUUCACAUGUACUGAGGGUUUAUUCCGACCAAAGAAAUGGGCACUUGAAUCAAAGGGAAUACACCAAUUGGUUCACGAUUCAGUCACACAAUCACCAAUCGAUAGUCGACGAACACUCUACAAAAACAUCUUUCUUGGUGGCGGAGCAUCACUUCUUCCAGGAUUGGCUGAGAAAUUGGAGGCUGAGUUGGCGGCUAUUGUUCCAUCAACAAUUCAUGCACAGGUUCACAUUUCUCCAUGGCGUUAUCACGCGGCUUUCCUCGGUGCUCAGGUGUUCGCCUCAGCAUCCUCUUUCGAGGAUCAAUGCAUCGGCGCCAAAUGUGGGGUGAAAGCACAAGAAAUUCCCUCAAAUCACCAAAAUCUUUAUGAACGAUCCAUUCGGAGUUUUCCCUAUUCGAUGACGUUGGUGAAUCUAGUGCCUACCGCUCGUGAAAAUGUUUAUGUAGCGGAUUUAUCGAAGAAUUGGAAAACUGGAGAAGAAGAUAUUGAAGAUCUUCUGGAAACAUUGCAAAGAGAAGAUCAACCAUCAAGGAAACAAAAAAGAUACGCUUGCCGUUUCAAGUUCUGCAGAAUAUUCGAUGCU